AUGCUGCAAUCGUCAGCCGUAAACGAGUUGGCAAAACAGGUUAGAUUGGUAGGAAAAUCGUUUGAGGCUAGCCAAAAAUUUUUGUUUUGCAGACGAAUUCUCGCAAUCGCUAAAUCUCUUUGUUAUUUCCAUAGGCUACUUCUUUUCUUUACUAUCAAACUAGACAGUUACUGUUGUCAAUGGUGGGUUAAAGUUGCUAGCGAAUUACAGACAAGUUGGAGGCUUGUCAAGAUACCAAUUUAAGCGUGCGCUCCGGAGAAAAAAUCGCUGUUUUUGGGUCGAAAAUUUAACAUGUAUUUGAUACGUAGCGCAUAUCGGUCUGUCGGGAAAAAACGGCGGAUCGUCGCGCCUCGGAAUCGCCCAUCAUCGCUUUGCGACUGCAAGCCGCGGCUUGGGAUUUGGUGCGCGAUAGCGGCGAGGCGAGGCAUUUUGAUGCGACGAUCCGCCGUUAUUUUUCCGACAGACUGAUACAAUGACGGAUCAGAUCCAGCGGCAAAAAGCGUACCAUUUUGCAUCCGGGGAGUAUCAAAAAAUGUAGCAAAAUGCCUCCCUCUCAAACUAAAAAAAACUGCUUUUUGAAGCGCGCACCCUUUCUCUCGCAAAAAGAGUUUUUGAAAUCGGUGUUUUUUCACUUGGAGAGGGAAGCAUUUUGCCACAUUUUUGAUACUUCCCGGAUGCAAAAUGCUACGUUUUUUGCCACUGGAUCAGGUUACCCACUGUAGCCUUUACCUGUAAAAAGCGAUGUAAUAUUUUUGUUAACUGCUUGUACCUCCAAAACUUUCCUUACCAAAAGAAUUGUGUUAAAAAAAGAUUUUUUUCUUAUUCUACAUAUUUACUUUAAAUCUUCAGUAAAAAUUUUUGUUUAGAAUUUUUUCAACCUCCUCCUUCUCUCUUUUCCCUCCAAGAUUCUCUUCUACAUCCUCCAGGACUACCGCACCCAGCUCUAUUACAUCUUCGGCGUGACAUGUCUCCUCUCCUGGCUGGCAUUUAAUCUGUACAUUCUGCGCGACUACUUCUUCCCAUGCUGGUUCGACACCGUCUACACGGAAGACGGCCUGAAUAAGGAGGAGCUGGAGCAGGCCAAAAUGAACUACAUGGUGCGACAAAAGGUCUCGUCUGCAAUGGCAAUUCCCACUUCGGUUUGCGCUCCGGUGGACUUGAAGAAAAACAUGUUCAACAAGGGCCAUCAACGCUCGCAUUCGGUUAUCAAUAUUCAUGACAUUGUUGUUAAGAAAUAA
Bursaphelenchus xylophilus (pine wood nematode) is the source of this 1238-nucleotide messenger RNA. Lineage: Eukaryota; Metazoa; Nematoda; Chromadorea; Rhabditida; Aphelenchoididae. The record is from the annotation of a GenBank genome assembly.